UUUACCUGUGUGAGUCAAAUCCCUAGUCAACGAGUAUGUAAUAAUUUACAAAUAGUUAUAUUUUUUAGAAAUGUUUCGGUUAAUAUUGGGCGCGGUUGUGGUAUUUUUUGUUUUUGUGGAUCCUAAAAAAGUAAUAUGUCAAGAAAAUGAAGCUAAUCUUGAAGAUAUUCGAGCUAAGCUUACGGAAGCAUUAGUGUCUCACAAAAAGUGCCUAACCGACACUGACUGCUUUGAAAAUUCCUUUUGUUAUGGUAAUGACAAUCAAAAACUUGGUUUAUGUAAAUGCCUCUAUGGUUGGGAGAUGUUAUUUAGAAAUAGAACCUAUUAUAUGUGCCUUAAAUUUGCUAAUUAUGGUGAAAACUGUGUCUUAGAUAUUCAAUGUCAAGGAUAUUUAGGCACUCAGGGACUAUGUGACAAUGGAAUCUGUGCCUGCACCAACAACAGUUUUAAAUAUCCUUGGGAUGGGAUGUGCUACCAAAGAGUAUUGCUAGGUGAUAUCUGCAAAGCCAGCGCAAGCUGUAUGUUAGACGAUAAUAGUUACGGAGUUUGUAAGGAUAGUCGGUGCCGUUGCUACUUAGGUCUCAGACCUUCUUUGGAUCAAAGGCAGUGUAUUGAUGCAAGGAAUUUAGGAGAAGACUGUACCGAUGACAUACAAUGUUCCUUUACAGACAACAGUGUAUGCAUGGAGAUAUGUCGCUGUAAGAUGGGAUAUGUAGUCAGUAGAAAUGAAAGUACUUGUCUUAAAGCUGCCAAGAAGUUCUAUGAUCCCUGCUCCGAGAAUGAUCAGUGCUCUGAGUUUUUACAGGACAGCAUCUGUAUUAAUGGAAAUUGUUCUUGCCAAAGUGGCUAUCAUAGUUACGGAGAUAAAUGUGUAAAAUCAGCCAAUAUUGGACAAGCUUGUGGGAGUGCUGCACAGUGUCUUCCUAGUGCUUCUAGUACUUUGAGGUCUAACUCCAUAGUAGACUGUAUCGAAGGCGUAUGCCAAUGUUUAGUAGGGAGUUCAAAUCAGAACGAAACAUUUGGAUGUAAUGUUAAUGAAGCUGACAUAAAAAGACUGAAUAUGUUUAUGUAUUUAUUUUGUUUAAUAUUAAUAACAAUUAUAAAUACCUAUAGAUAUAGUUAACAACUAUUAGGCUUUAUCAACACGGAAUAGUUCAAAUUGAAGUGGUCCUGACAUUUUUGUAUUUAAUAACUAUAAGACAUUUUUUUUUAAAUAUAUAACUUUUUUUUAUA
This is a messenger RNA of Anthonomus grandis grandis, 1233 nucleotides long. RefSeq names its product prion-like-(Q/N-rich) domain-bearing protein 25. The transcript has 6 exons. Bases 71 to 1123 code for a protein of 350 amino acids. Lineage: Eukaryota; Metazoa; Arthropoda; Insecta; Coleoptera; Curculionidae. The record is from RefSeq and is a predicted model, not a curated record.